Lytechinus pictus (painted urchin) is the source of this 483-nucleotide messenger RNA. Its product is annotated as trace amine-associated receptor 7g-like. Gene Ontology annotation, molecular function: G protein-coupled receptor activity. Gene Ontology annotation, cellular component: membrane. Bases 1 to 483 code for a protein of 160 amino acids. The record is from RefSeq and is a predicted model, not a curated record. The transcript has a single exon. Lineage: Eukaryota; Metazoa; Echinodermata; Echinoidea; Temnopleuroida; Toxopneustidae. Gene Ontology annotation, biological process: G protein-coupled receptor signaling pathway.
AUGUACCCCAAAGGAUUCCAGCAUGUCAGGCAUGCCAUGGGUGUGUUCAUCUACCUGUUUGGGUUCCUCUUUCCAGCGAUCCUGACAAUAACAUUUCAAAUCCUUACAGCACGUGUAUUGCAUCGGCAGGCACGUCUUCAACUAGGUGAAGCGAAACAGCUUGACAGAUCCAAUCCUUCAUUCCGACAUCUCAUCGCCAAGAAAUGCGUCCUGCAAACACUAUUCAUCGUAGUUUUGAUCUUUCUGAUCUGCUGGGGACCUGCUAAGACAAUCUUUCUUGCUUUCAAGCUAGGAUUCAUUCCAGAUUCGUACCCUUAUAGCCCGUUUAACCGCGCUCUUGCAACCCUAGGGUUCUGCAACUCAUGCGCCAACCCUAUUAUCUAUACUGUUCGCUACCCUGAAUUCCGUACUGCUGUCCGAGGGCUCUUCACCAGAGCUCAGCUCGCAGAGGCUCCACUAUUUGGAGAUAGAGAAACCAAGUAA